AUGAAACCGCUUACCUUUUUGGGUGGCAUUGAACCGUUAAAAGCAGAAACAUGGUUGCUUGAAAUGGAGAAACUGUUUGAAGUAUUCCCUUGCUUUGAAAUUCAAAAAGUCCUUCUGGCCACCUACACUUUGAAAGAUGAAACCCGAAGGUGGUGGUUACUAAUCCGAAACAGUAAUGGGAAUAUGACGUGGGCACAAUUUAAUUCGAUCUUCUAUGAUAAAUACUUCCCUCAAUGUUUUCGGGAUUGGAAAGUUUCUGAAUUCCAAGAACUUAAACAAGGCAGGAUGUCUGUGUCCGAGUAUGAAGCCGAAUUUACUGAGUUGGCUCAAUUUGCUCCACAUAUGGUGGAUAUUGAUUACAAGAAGGCACGAAAAUUUGAAGGCGGACUGGAUCUGGAAGUGUUUGACCGAGUAGGCGUCUUGAAAUUGCCUACCUAUGUGAAAGUUUUAGACAGAGCGAUAAUGACGAAAGCCACAAUAGUAACAAUGAAACAAGCCAAGGCACUAACAACAGAAUGA
Messenger RNA from Camellia sinensis, 519 nucleotides. RefSeq lists its product as uncharacterized. The record is from RefSeq and is a predicted model, not a curated record. NCBI's taxonomy places the organism in Eukaryota, Viridiplantae, Streptophyta, Magnoliopsida, Ericales, Theaceae.